ACAAAAUGGCCGAAAGUAAACUCCCGCGUGUUGCUAUGGUGAUGUAAGCAGUCCCAGCAUGCAAAGAAACCACAGGAAACCCGUAAUAUGGUUGGGCUCCCUGUGGACAGAAGCGAGUCUUCGAUCAAUAAACAAGAUGGSGGAUUCGCUUGUCUUUCUUUGCCAUAAAAUAUCACCAAAAAUGUCUAAUAAUUUUUGAACAAAUUGUCAAAAAUGUGAACUAUCAAGAAAACACAGUUACGACCUGACAGAGCGCAAGUAGCGAGCCAAAAAGAGGCUAUAAAAGAAAGAUUUUGAUUUUCUUGUUGAGCGAAAGAUGUCAACUUUAUCAGAGCAUAGUGACCCAGAUGAAGAAGGUGUUCUGGAUACAGCAGAUGAUUCAAGCAUUCACUCACACAGCAGUAAGCCCUGCUACACAGUGCCUGCUAUCAUCAGUAUACCAUCAGUCCCUACCCACCCCUCCCAUGGUGGACAAGCAGGAAUCAAAGGUCCAAAGCAUGGGUCAUCGUCAGAGGAAUUUGAUUCUGAAAAUGAAGAUCAACACAUUGAACACUUAGGUACCAAAAGGCAGAGCAGAAUCUAAAAAAAGCAGAAUUAGUGUCCAAUGAAAGGCAAGAUCUUCCAAGAGGGUUUCAGCACCUUGAAAGGAGCAUCAAAAUUUUGACAUCUUUGGGCAAAGCUGCCAUUAAACUUGGGAAAGCCGGCUAUGCAUUGGAUUGUCUGGAAAAGGCCCUUGAGUCAGCGCAGCAAGAGUACGGUGAUAGAAGCACACGACUGAUACCUAUCUAUCAGAAUCUUGGCCAUGCCGAGCAAAAACAAGGAUCUSGAGAAGCAAGUAACAAAAGAGCACUAGAGAUGUACCUACAUGCUCAUAGGAUCGCCAAGGAAGCCUACAAAGAAGACUGUGUUGAGCUAGCAGAYUCAGCGGUUGCUGUAUCGUCGGCAUACUCGUUACUUGAAGAAGACGAAGACAAGGCAAAGAAUUAUCUACAGACUGCCAUUGACAUGUACUCUAGUUGUGAAGGACCUUACUCUACUAAGACUAUCAAGGCACAG
Molecule: messenger RNA, 1056 nt
Organism: Actinia tenebrosa (Australian red waratah sea anemone)
Lineage: Eukaryota; Metazoa; Cnidaria; Anthozoa; Actiniaria; Actiniidae
Product: tetratricopeptide repeat protein 23
Molecular function (GO): protein binding
Source: RefSeq, a predicted model, not a curated record